Molecule: messenger RNA, 5848 nt
Organism: Vitrella brassicaformis
Lineage: Eukaryota; Vitrellaceae
Source: the annotation of a GenBank genome assembly
GACAAUCUUACCCUUAACCACCACCAGCACGUGCGCAAUGGCAUGUCUGAAAUGAAUGGAGGAGUCCCGAGAGAAGCAACGAACAAAUGAGCAAACAAACAAAUGCGCAAAAGAACAAACAUGUAAACCAAAAGGGAGCAAUCACACGGCCAGCUUCAUUUGGCAAACGCCAAUUGACACGAGCACACAAACAGCACAUUCGAUCAUGCACCAGUGCCUGGUGGAUCUGCUGCAGCAGGUGUGACUUGCACUUGUGGCGGCAGUGGCGGCGCCGCUCCCCACAGCUGAAACCACCAAGGCAGGUAAGGGAACAUUUGCUCCAUGGCGUAGGGCGGAAUGGCCGCAUGCUCCGGCGGCUCCGCCCCUUCGUCCAGUGGUAUCUGUGGCCGCUCGCUGAUCGAUGACGCCUGCUUUACUGCUGACGUGAUGGUCUGCAAGAACAAACAGACGCCAAGUGCCACUGAAGAGCGUGUCUCGUCUUUGUAGUCGUCUUCUCACCUUGACUGUCUCUCCCCGCCCCAGAUGGGUUGCAAUAUCGAGUUGCCCUCUUGCGCCAGCGGCCCCCUGCCCGCCCUCUUCCGUGCCGCCUUCGUCCUUCUGGCCUUCCUUCUUCUUGGCCGUGAACGCGAAUCGAGGGAAUCGCGGCACCGUGGCCAUGAAGCCGGGCACGGCCGAUCCACGUCUGCCGGGGAAGCCGGGGAGGGUGAGGAAGGGCUGCUGCAGCUGCAGGCCGGAGCGGCCCUCGUUUUCCUCCUCAAAUUGCUCGAGCCAGCGCAUAAAUAAGUGCAAAGGGACCUUCCGCACACUCUGACGGAUAAGAGCAGAUGGAGGCAGAGAGUGAGAGUGGGAAAUGGAGACAGAUGCAUGAGGGCCUGACUGACUGGCUGGCUGACCUUUUCUGUGCUGUGUAGGUCGUGCAGGUACAUGGUGCGGAAGAUGUCUUGGAGGACCUGUCAGCCAGCAAAGCAACGGAACACAAAAGCCGAGACUCACGCUUACAGACAUGUGUUCAUGUCGGUCGUUGAUGGCUGUCUUGUCUCCCUCACCUCGUCGUCGAGUCUGACAUUGAGGGCCUCCUUGAGACGUUUCUGGAACACCUCGGGGGUCAAAUAACCCUUACCUGCACAUACCACACGCGACGAGAACGGCAUAUUCGGAGCGGGUUUCGCCACCCGAGGCAGACGUAUGUACCUUCUCUGUCGAGGAAGCUAGCGACCCAAAGGUUGACCUGUGUCCGGUCGUAGAGCCUGCCCUUGCCCCUGAGGUCCUCGAGCACCACCAUAAGCAUCUCGAACUCCGACUCGUUCAGCGAUCCGCUCUUGUCCAGGUCAAACAUAUCAAACCUGAGUGAAGCGAGGUGAGAGACAGACAGACAGUCAGUGAUUGGCCAUUUUGGGAUGCGGGAAGGUGUCUUUACCAGUCUUCGGCGACCGCCUUGCCCUCAGUGUUGGACAAGCCCUGUGCCAGGAGGCACUUGAUCAGCUCUGUCUCACACGCAGGCAACAGAGGGAGGGAGACAGAGAGAGGCAUUCGCGUGAGCAGAUGGAUUGCCUCUGUGUCUGUCCUAUUGCCAUUCAUUCACCGCACCUACCUGCUUUUUCUAUGGUGCCUGACUUAUCAUAGUCGAACAGACGGAAGACCUUUCGGAUCAGACGUUUUUGGCUCAGAGGGAGAGACUCGAAACGCUCCCUAUACAUGGCAAAAAUCUGAUCUGCGCGACCGACCGACAGAUAUAUCCAGGUGAGAAGGCCUGACAUGUGGCGUCUUUGGCUUGCUCACUUCGUUUCUCCUCUUCCCUCAUCUCCUUCUUCAGCGCAUACGCAAACGCCUUGGCUUUGAGCUUCAGGACGAUCUUCGCCGCCCAGCGGUUCCGAUAAUUGAUGAACUCCUGAAGCGUCUUGUCCAUCAUCUGGUAGUCCUUCAUGAGCUCGACUUUGCUCACGACCACCAUGCGAUAGAUGAGGCGGGGCAGCGUAUGGGCUACCCCGUAGCCGAAGGGGAUGGCGCACAAAACGGCCAGGACAUAGCUGAUGGGUUCCUGCUUGCUCCAGUCGGUCGUCGCCACCGUUGUCAAAAACACGGCCGCAAACAUGGCGCUGUACAACAAAAUGAUCUGCGUCAGCCGCUCAAGAAAAUCUGCCCAGCAAGUCGAGAGCAGCCGUACAGAUGUCUGUCUGUUCUGUUGGAGUAGUAUGAUUAUUUCCGUCUCACUGGCUUACAUGGCCCCCUUCGCCAGAACCAGAAGAGGAUCUCCUGCGCCGUCGGAGUCGAUGUGCCACAUAGGAAGACCCACACGGGGUUGUUGGAUAUCUGAAGAAUCGACAGCAUUCAAGAGGACACGACACGGACGUCUUCACCGAAUCGCCGGAGUGUUGCCACCUCUCUCUCAUCUGGUGGGAAUCUCCGUGUCUCAUCAAUCAUCUCCCUCCCUCACCUGCAGGUCUUUCUGGUACAUGGGUGGAACGAGCGACACCUCCGUCCCCUCCAUCGGCAGCACACUGAUGCUGGCUCGCGGCCGCAGCAUGGGUGUCCUGUCAAUCGUUCCAGAGAACAGCGACCCGCUCUCCAGCCCCAGACCCGCAAGCAGGCUCCUGUUCCCCCGUGUGUCGCCCAGCCCCAGCCCUUCUCCUAUGCGCGGCGUGGUCGACUUCUGUGUUCCCUUCCGAGACGGAGGUCGCGACGUGUGCGGUGUCGAGUGCUCGCUCCGCGUGGCCGCUCUGCUGCUCUUGCCAGUGUUGGCGCGCUUUUCUGCUGAGUCGGUUGACCAGUGGCCACCACGAGCAAAAGCUGCCAUGAAGCCCCCACCUCUCGGCUUGCUCUCCGUCUUGGGCUCUUCAGAUUGCUUUUCCUCGUCGCGCUGCUUGCCCCAGGAUGGGAAGAUCGCUGAAUGAAGGGGCGUCUCAUGGAAACGGGGCAGCUCUCUCGGAGUGAAAUCGGCCUCUAGGUCCCGAUCGCUGUUUCCGGGAGGGGUGCGUGCCAUUCCGAGCCCAUGGAGGCUCUUGGCUUUCCGUCUUGAUGGGACAGGCGUCGGGCCAGGGGUGGAAUGGCGUGACUUGAAGAGGCGCGCAAACACAGACGAACGCCGCUGACUCGUGUCUGGUUCCGAGGCAUCGUCAAUAUGGCUCUCCCAGUCCUUGUCAUUCGCUGGAGCAAAAAAGUCUUCCUCGUUGAGGACACCCACGGGGGACGCCUGGCUGAGGGGGGUUGUGUCUCCACUGGGGCGGGGCAGACCAGAGGGGCUCUUGCUGCCGAUGUGCACGCUGUCUUGCCGAUUACUGCCAAUCGUGAGGGCUGCGGCGGCUUGUGCCAGCGUGGGCGGGGCCUCCUCGCCCUUGAUCAUGGGUGAAGGGUCUCUCUGCCGGGACACUCGAGGCUCGGAGUGAGUGGUGCGCUGCUGAGUCCUCAUAUACUGGUCGAGAGACUUGGCUGCACAAGGUACACACACACACAAGCGGGAGUGCAUAGGAUGGUCCUGUUCUGACUAGCCGAACCUACCCAGCGCGUCUUGUGCCAGUCUCCCGGGGAAGUAGGGCGUCUCUUCGCCCUGCUCCACGUGCGUCAGGUCGGGCUUGGGCUCAGUGAAAGCCACCGAGGUCUGCACACUCGAUCCCUCCGGUGGGCUCCUGUGGCUGCGGUCCUCUUCAACGACAACACUGAGCCUUGCCCGCUCCUUGCUGCCCUUGUUUCUCCUCCCAAUGCGCGACAGCCGCUGAGGUAGCCGUAAGAACCCCGAGCGCUGGCCGGCGGGGUUGCCAGGGCCAUCGGGAUUGGUGGGGGCUGGGAUGUCGGUGACAGUGAUGGUGCUGGUGCCGAGGUCACUGGUAUUGUUGGUGUUGAUAGUGUCAUUGGCCGCCAGAGGCGGCAUCGAUGGCUCUUUUGGUGACGCUGGACGGGACUUGCGGGGGCGGAAAAGUGCCCGAAUGCGCUGGAUUACUGUCUUUUUGCCGGAGUCUCUGUCACCAUCGUUGUCCGAUUCGUCAGAGGCGAAGGUGCGUGUCCUCGCAAUGAAAAACGCAUCCUCGUCCAGAGGCUGCAUCAUGGGGUAAAAGGGCUGAAGCCACGGGGCCGUGGCUGCAGCAGCGUCUCCCCCCGGCUGUGGUGUGACCUCGCCCUCUUGCCUCUCCGCUUCCUCAGCCUUGGCAGCCUCGGCCGCCACCCACGGGGCAGCGCCCCACCACGGCCACCAUGGCAGCCACAUGCUGGACGGAGGCGGCUGCGCUUCACCCGCGCUAGGCUGCUGCUCUGGAAUGGAAAACUUGAUGGUCGUGUCUCGUGGCGUGGCCUGGGGCGAAUCGAACUGGCCGAACAUGGUGGACGCUGCGGGCGAACCGGUGUAGAUGGACGGAUUGAUGCGCUGAGUGGCGAGCCUGCUUAGCGGGGGACCACCCGGAACAGCCAAAGGAGGCGACAUGGGCCGCGAGGGUGACAUUACUGUCUCAUAGGCGCCCUUGGGUGGUGGCCGUGGAGUGGCGCUCGCCUGAGUGCCGCCCCACGCUGUGGACCAGAAGGUCCUGCUGAAGUCGUUUGUGAUGUUUGUGAGGGACAAGCGGACCCGAUCCAUCCUGUUUAGCGCAGGGAUCUUCUCAAAGUCCGGCGGAGGCGGAGGAAGAAUCUCGUUAUAAAUCAGAUGCACCUUCCACAGCAGCACGUGCAGGCUGAUGGCCAGGAAGCAAGACAUAGCGAGAAAGAGACCAUAUAAAGCUGAUCCCCGCAGGCCGAAGGCCGGCCUCAAAACGCAGAUGGUGACAAAGACGACCAACCACGAGAUUGGUGGGAUCUCUAUCAGCUGGACCAGUGUCUCGGUCAGGCAGUUGACCAGAUAAGUGUGAAAGGGAAAUCCGACCGCCGACACGUUCUUUGGAUUUUUCGCGAAUGGAGAGAAUCUGGAGACACGCAGACACUGCGUGAUGGGUGUUCAUGCGUGCCAGCUUUCUUUGUUAGAAUCUUACGGGUGAAAGAAUGCAUAUCUCAGGCAUUUGUAUUCCACAUAUGCCCUCAGCUCUGCUCUCUUUGCGGGCGUCAGGUUCUGCUCAUUCCCUUCCUCGCUAAGCCUCUUUUGCAGCGCGCGCAAACUCUGACCUUCGGCCUUCUUGAAGAAUUUCUCCGCGCGCCGCGCAAACCACAUAAGGUAGCCGACCAACAUUAUAAAGAGAAUACACACCUCGAACAGCAGGAGGUCCGCCUGCUCGAACAAAUGCUGCAGCUCGGUGUCCUUCUGGAAGUAAUCCUGCGAUAUCUCUUUCAUGGCGCCAGUCGAGACGGCGAUGACAAGGACCAGGCUGACGAAGCCAAGAAUCGCGAUUUCGGUGUAGAGAGCCUGCAGGAGACGCGCGAGAGGAAUGAGGCCGGACUUGCCUUCGGACCGAUUCUGCACAAUCAUCAUGAUCUUGUGCUGCAAACACAGAGAUGAACAGUAGAGGUCGUCAAGAAAGAAGAGUCACAGACCCAUUCCGUCAGUCGCCUACUUGUCCGGUCUGGAAGACCAUUGACAGGAGUAUAAUGAUGGCAAAUAGUAUGAGAACGGCAUUGUACUCGCGCUCCUGCUGAGCGCUGUUGGAGCUGCCACCGCUCAAGCGGCGAAGAAGCCUUACGGACACGAAGAACUCGCUCAAAUGGUCCACAAUUGUGUGAUCGUCUGAGUGCACAGACGGACGUCACGAUGUAUGAUCUGUGUACUGGGGCGCCUUGUCCUUUGUUGGCUGCUCGUCUGCCCGCUAAAACAGCACUUACCGCUCUUUGAGGCCUCGGCAGUCGUCAUUGAAGCAACACAGAGCAAGAUGAUCACUGCACUCGGCGCCAAUGUCCUUCCAAAGCGAGCAGGAGCCCAGAAACCAUCCAACGACGACAU